AUGGCAUCUCUCACGGCUCGGCAAGAUCCCCAUUCGCCUAUCGAUCCAGCAAGGUCUUUGAGGACCCGGGUGAAAGUUGCUUGCAGACGAUGUAGACGCCAAAAGUUAAAGGUCAGCUCGCAAUCUCUUACCACAAAAUUGGCCAUUGCAUCUCCACCCUUGAGCAGAGAACUCGAUCGCGUUUCCUAUGUUUUUGCUAUGGUCCUCCCGGGUUUGACUUGUUUGUCUUUUAGUGCGACAAGGAGCGACCUUGCGCCCUAUGCACACGCUCAGGAACUCCUUGCAUUACAGAUAACUUGGAAACCUUCAGGUGAGCGUGAUGCCCGACGUUCUGCUAUUGCUUUUACAGCGACGACAUCCAAGAAGAACUCGACCAUAAGGCGAAGGCCCUCGGGGACGAAUGCCCAUGAAUAUCAAGGCUCGACCUACGAAGCUGAUGAACUGUUACCUGGAGGAGAAUCACGAGAAUCUCGGCAGCGGAGGCCUACCAUCACUCAGACUCCAGAGUUGAGCGCCUUGCACUUCCAACACAAUCCUCGAGACUCAUCUUCUGUGCUAGGUCUGACCAGAGAAAUCCUCUCGGAAUUUGGCUCGAACCCAGAUCUCGAAAGUCCUACAUACGCACUGCCAGGAACUUUACCUCCUAGAACAGGUGCAGAUACACAAGUGAAGGAUAACCUUCGCAUCCGAGACUUGAUAGGGGUUGACCUGCCAGACAGGGAGACCGGAGAGCUUCUCCUAGGUUCUUACUUUUCGAAAGUACAGUGGUUUAUGAUGGUUCUCCACGAGCAAACUUUCAGAGCACACUAUGAAGCUUUGAUAAGCUCCGGACGGGCACACCACAAUCAACUCCGACAAGUGGCGCUGACACUCCUCGUUCUUGCCAUGGGUGCUCGGUAUACGCGCCAUGCAGAGCUGACGGCGGCUGGUCUCCAGGUGGAUCUUGAAACACUGCAGUCGACAUUUUUAGCAAAGGUCCAGGAGAACCUGUUCACGAUAUUGAACGAAGUUGAGCUUGAAUCCGUUCAGAUCUGCAUUUUACUAAGCUCCUUCUACCUAUAUCACGGCAAACCUAAUCUUGGAUUCGUGAUUCUUGGUACAGGCAUACGCUCCGCACAUGCUUUAGAUCUACACCGAGAAGCAAUGUGGCGUAAACUGACACCGGUUUCUCGGGAAGAACGCAAGCGGGUUUGGUGGGCUCUUUACGUGUUCGAUCGGUUCGCUGCCAUGAUUUUUGGACGACCAUACUAUAUCCAAGACUCUGAGUUCCAGGUGAGCAUGGUACAGAAUAUGGAAGACACCACUUCUAGGCACCCCACUUUGAGCUCGAUGGAGAUGAACGAAUACGGUAAUUCAGAGAACGUCACAAUAUUCUCUUACCAAAAGCAUAAGUUCAAGCUCUAUCAGCUCUCAUCGCAAGUUAUCGCCAACGUACACUUCAGGGCUGGCGUGGGCGAAACGGAUGUGGGUCAGAGAGUCAAGGACAUUCAUGAGCAGCUAGUCGCAUGGCACGCUAACCUCCCACCAGAAUUACGACUCAGUAAAAGUGCCAGGCGACAUGAGUUGCCAAAAUCGGCAAUUGAGAUGACAUUCGAUUUUCAGGCUCUCGCUCUCCAGCUGGCGUAUGAUAACAUCCAAAUUCUCUUGCACCGACCCAUGCUUUCAGGAAACGCUCGCCCGUCACGCACUGAUACUGCUGUCCAUGAACCACAGCACAUCGCACGAUCAUCUCCAGCCUUCAAUGACUUUCCAAGCGGUAUCACUACCCCUCAGACUUCUCCGAGUCAGUCGUCCAUCAGCAAGGCUCAAUGCUGGGCAUCCGCGAUCCGUACUUCCGAGCUUGUGAAUCACAAGGAGUGCCUUGUGGCUGCCAUAUACACUCAUGCCAGCUCAUACAUUGGGAUUCACCUCUUUACGGCUGGUAUGAUCCUCACUAUUGUUGCAUUGUCGAAACCACUAUCAUCCCAGGCUCAAGAAGCUAAACGGGCAAUCAGCCACAUAAUAAGAAUGCUAGGCUGGCUCGAGGAUCGCAUUCUACUGUCACAUCAAAGUAGCAAGAUCUUAGAAGCAUUGGUGCGGCUGAUUCUGGAGAAAGAGAUGAAAGCAAUUUUACCACGUGGCAGAAUUGCAAAUCAGAGGCACGGACAGGGACAGGAACAGGACCAAGAAACGCAGAACGUGGUUUCCGUGUUGGACGAAGCCAGUACAAGGCCUCUGAUCGCUCCACGAAGCAUACCACUGGAGAAUCACCCAUCAAAUCCGCAGCACAGUCAGAUACAUGAGACCUCAUCCUUUUCAAGAUAUGAGACCUCUUUGAACGAUCAUGCAAAUACGGAAGUAGGAGACGAUUAUUCCUUCGACGAUCCAUCCUUUUCGGGAAUGGACGCCUUACAAAACACCGACUUCCAGGAAGGGAUCACAAACGUACAACAAUUCAUGGGUGGUCAAUACGGGGCAUUCUCGACCACUUUCCUGGGUGCGGACACGCUACACGAUCUUCCCACUUCGUACACCGGAAACACUCAAUAUCCCUUUAAUGGUAAUACGAACGAAAAUUUCUCAGCACAGGCCUGGCUGUGGGACCUUUGA
Molecule: messenger RNA, 2589 nt
Organism: Exophiala bonariae
Lineage: Eukaryota; Fungi; Ascomycota; Eurotiomycetes; Chaetothyriales; Herpotrichiellaceae
Exons: 6
Coding region: 1-2589 (862 amino acids)
Biological process (GO): DNA-templated transcription; positive regulation of transcription from RNA polymerase II promoter by galactose
Cellular component (GO): nucleus
Molecular function (GO): RNA polymerase II cis-regulatory region sequence-specific DNA binding; zinc ion binding; DNA-binding transcription factor activity, RNA polymerase II-specific
Source: RefSeq, a predicted model, not a curated record